CCCUGCUAAGCUUGGUGCACGCCCUGGCUGCCUGGCUGAGCCUGCUGCCCCUCACUUUGCAGAGUAAAGGACACAGCAAGCAGAUCCUGGUGCUGGGCCUGGAUGGGGCUGGGAAGACCAGCGUGCUCCACUCCCUGGCAACGAACCAUGUCAAGCGCAGCGUGGCUCCCACCGAGGGUUUCAAUGCCAUCUGCAUCAACACCGAAGAGUCCCAGAUGGAGUUCUUGGAAAUUGGGGGCAGUGAAUCUCUGCGUUCAUACUGGAAGAUGUACUUGCCCAAAGUGCUGUUGCUAAUCUAUGUUGUGGACUCGGCUGAUCAUGCCCGACUGCCUGUGGCGAAACAGCUGCUUCACCAGCUGCUCCAGAACAACUCCACCCUGCCCGUGGUGGUUCUGGCCAACAAGCAGGACCUUGAAGGUGCAUACUGCAUCACCGAUAUCCACGAUGCUCUGGCACUGUCUGAUAUUGGGGACGAGAGGAAGAUGUUCUUGAUUGGUACCCACGUGGCAGAGGAUGGCUCCGAGAUCUCCUCCAGCAUGAACGAUGCCAAGGAGCUGAUAGCGCAGCUGGUUCUGGAUGCACAGUGA
Molecule: messenger RNA, 587 nt
Organism: Mesitornis unicolor (brown roatelo)
Lineage: Eukaryota; Metazoa; Chordata; Aves; Mesitornithiformes; Mesitornithidae
Product: ADP-ribosylation factor-like protein 9
Exons: 3
Molecular function (GO): GTPase activity; GTP binding
Source: RefSeq, a predicted model, not a curated record